CUACCAACGUUUGGUGAGCAGAUGUUUGCACACCUCAGUGAGGUCUCUGAAGAAAACUGGGACCGAGCACAGGUGGUUGGAGAGGCACUCCAAGGAUCCCUUUGUCAAGGCCUCCAAGCAGCAGCAUUACCGCUGCAGAAGUGCCUUCAAAUUGCUGGAGAUUGAUGAUAAGCUUCAUAUUCUUCGCCCAGGACUUUCUGUUCUGGAUUGUGGAGCAGCUCCUGGUGCUUGGAGUCAGGUUGCUGUAGAGAGGGUUAAUGCCUUAGGUGCUGAUCCUGCUCUCCCCACCGGAUUUGUCCUCGGUGUUGACCUGCUGCGGAUUUCUCCCCUGGAAGGAGCAGUUUUCCUGUCAGAGACUGACAUUGCAGACCCAAACACGCUGAGGACUAUUCAGACCCUGCUCCCUGCAGAGAGGGUGGAUGUCAUCCUGAGUGACAUGGCACCGAACGCGACAGGCAUUAAGGACCUGGAUCACCAGAAGCUGAUCAGCCUGUGUUUGGGCCUUCUCAACCUGUCCCAGAGUAUUUUAAAGCCCAAAGGAACGAUGCUGUGUAAAUUCUGGGAUGGAUCUGAGGCUCGUGUGCUGCAGCACAGGCUGAAGGAGCAGUUCCAAGACGUGAGGACUAUAAAGCCUCAGGCCAGCCGCAAGGACUCUGCGGAAUCUUACUACUUGGCAAGGCUCUACAAAGGGAAAUGAGGGCUCAGAGCUGCAG
Acanthisitta chloris (rifleman) is the source of this 713-nucleotide messenger RNA. RefSeq names its product FtsJ RNA methyltransferase homolog 2 (E. coli) (gene MRM2). The record is from RefSeq and is a predicted model, not a curated record. Gene Ontology annotation, molecular function: rRNA (uridine-2'-O-ribose)-methyltransferase activity. The transcript has 2 exons. Gene Ontology annotation, biological process: RNA methylation. Lineage: Eukaryota; Metazoa; Chordata; Aves; Passeriformes; Acanthisittidae. The annotation marks the transcript as partial. Gene Ontology annotation, cellular component: mitochondrion.